UAUAAAGAGAGAGGCCAAAAUACUUAAAAGUUUUUUUUAAUAAAAAAUAAUUUAAUGCUGAUACUCUAUUAUUUAUUAAACUCGUACGAUGUUAAAUCUUGAGUUCGUUAAUAAUAAUAUGCCUCAUGGACAAGAUUUUGAAAAAAAGAAGAAACAAGAACGGAAGAAAUCAAUACUUUACUUGAUAGAAAACUUUUUGAGGAUAGAAGGAUACAUUGACUGUGCAUCUAAAUUAAUUGAAGAAGCUCGUCUUGAUACCUCACAAUACACAGUCUGUGAUAAUAUAGACUUGGAUACCAUACUUUUAGAAUAUGAAAACUACUAUUAUGUGCGUUUUCAAAAAAAACCAAAAAUUAGUAAGCUGUUAACAGGUUCAAAUAGUGAGAUCAAUACAAAUAAAAAAAAUAAAACAAAACUUACAAAAAAAAUACAAAAAAAUGUUCAAGAUGUUCCUAAGUCAUUAGACAACUCCGCUUCUAUCACAGUAACUCCUAUGAUGAAUGAAAAAAAUCUGGAAUUUAGUACAUAUGACUUUCCCGUAUUAGAUCUAAGUCAUUGGAAAAAUGAUUGGUUUUCAUAUGCAGAAAUCAUAUCAAAAGAAAUUCUUGCUAAUAAUCCUGGAGUUAACUGGUUUGAUAUUAAAGGACUGUCAACAGCUAAACAGUUAUUACAAGAAGCUGUAUUACUACCUAACAAAUAUCCUGAUUUAUUUACUGGUCUAUGUACUCCUUGGAAAGCUAUGCUUCUGUAUGGUCCACCGGGUACAGGUAAAACAUUACUAGCUAAAGCGGUUGCAUCUGAAUGCAACACUACAUUUUUUAAUGUCUCUCCCAGUACACUAAUUGCUAAGUGGAGAGGAGAUUCCGAAAAACUUAUUAAAGUUAUGUUCGAGAUGGCAGAGCAAAUGGCUCCUAGUACCAUUUUUAUUGACGAACUGGAUGCCAUCACAUCCAAGCGAAUUGAUCACGAAGCUUCUCGUAGAAUAACUUCACAAUUGUUGAUGCACAUGGACGGCCUUUUAAGUAGCGAUAAAAGAAUAUUUAUAUUAGCAACUUCAAACCAUCCAUGGGAUUUGGAUUCAGCCAUAUUUCGAAGAUUUGAAAAACGAAUGUUCAUAGAUUUACCAGAUGCAUUUGCAAGAUAUGAAAUGUUUCAACAUUAUUUGAUAGAAAAAUUGAAAAAAAACAAACACAUUCGUUGCCAAAUCGACUGUGAUAGUUUGGCGCAGAGCACAAAUGGUUACUCUGGAUCGGACAUUAAACUAGUAUGCAAAGAAACGGCAAUGCAAGCAAUGCGGUUAAUAUUAAGCAGCAUGGAUGUCAAUUUAAAGAAUACAAAUUGUUUAACAAUAACAACUGAUGAUGUACUUGAAGCUAUCAAAAAAACAAGACCAACGACUAAAAAGACUGACAACAAUAAAUAUCAUUAUUGGGAAUCUGAAUAUGAAUCUACAUAAAAUGUCAAUGUAAUCCAGAUUUUAGUAUGUUAUUUAUGGAUUUAAUGACUGUAAUUAGCAUUAUAUAACAAUAAAUUUAUUAUAAAUACAUUUUUUUUUAAUUACCUAAAAAUUGUUAAGUUUAAUAAUAAAAUCUUGUA
Molecule: messenger RNA, 1596 nt
Organism: Daktulosphaira vitifoliae (grape phylloxera)
Lineage: Eukaryota; Metazoa; Arthropoda; Insecta; Hemiptera; Phylloxeridae
Product: katanin p60 ATPase-containing subunit A-like 2
Exons: 7
Coding region: 89-1456 (455 amino acids)
Molecular function (GO): protein binding; ATP hydrolysis activity; ATP binding
Source: RefSeq, a predicted model, not a curated record